Molecule: messenger RNA, 2721 nt
Organism: Arabis nemorensis
Lineage: Eukaryota; Viridiplantae; Streptophyta; Magnoliopsida; Brassicales; Brassicaceae
Source: the annotation of a GenBank genome assembly
AUGAAGCUACCUCGCACGAAUCGAUCAUUAUCAAGCUUUCAUUUUCGCCAUAGCUGCAGAAAUGUAAGCUCUGUGAUCGAUUCUUCUCAAAAUGACAGUAGAACCAAUGAAGAUUGGCAAUUCGUCGAUGCCGUCAAAAGAAUCGUACGGGGAAAACGGAGCUGGGAGAUAGCACUGAGCGGUGAGCUCGUUUCGAGAAGAUUGAAGCAUUUCCAUGUAGAAGAGGUUCUGAUCGGAACCCUAGAUGAUCCGAAAUUGGGUCUGAGGUUUUUCAAUUUCCUCGGUUUGCACAGAGGAUUCGACCAUUCCACGGCGUCGUUUUGCAUCUUGAUCCAUGCUUUGUUCCAAGCUAAUCUCUUUUGGCCUGCUUCGUCUCUGUUGCAGACGCUUCUCCUUCGUGCUUUGAAGCCAAGUGAGGUUUUUGAUUCGCUUUUUAGUUGUUACGAAAAAUAUAAGCUUAGUUCAAGCUCGAGUUUUGAUUUGUUGAUUCAGCAUUAUGUAAGAAGUAGGAGAGCUUUAGAUGGGGUUUUGGUGUUUAGGAUGAUGAUGAAAAUUGGUUUAUUGCCUGAAGUGAGAACUUUGAGUGCUCUCUUACAUGGAUUGGUUAACUUUAGGCAUUUUGGUUUGGCGAUGGAGUUGUUUGACGAUAUGAUCGAUGUGGGUAUUUGUCCUGAUGUAUACAUUUACACAGGAGUGAUACGUAGCUUGUGUGAGCUGAAAGAUCUCUCUCGAGCAAGAGAAAUGAUUGUUCGUAUGGAGGCAACUGGAUGUGAUGUGAAUAUAGUUCCAUAUAAUGUGUUGAUAGAUGGGCUUUGUAAGAAGCAGAAAGUCUGGGAGGCUGUUGAGAUAAAGAACGAUUUAGCCGGAAAAGGUUUGAAACCAGAUGUUGUGACGUAUUGUACAUUAGUCCGCGGGUUAUGUAAAGUGCAAGAAUUUGAGGUCGGGUUGGAGAUGAUGGAUGAGAUGUUACGUUUGAGCUUCAGUCCUAGCGAAGCUGCAGUUACAGUUUUGGUAGAGGGAUUAAGGAAGAAGGGAAAGAUUGAAGAGGCGCUUCAGUUGGUUAAAAGAGUAGCAGAAUUUGGUGUGUCGCCUAAUCUUUUUGUGUAUAAUGCAUUGCUCGACUCAUUGUGCAAAUGUAAAAAGUUUGACAAAGCUGAGUUGCUAUUUUAUAGGAUGGAGAAAAUCGGGUUGUGUCCGAAUGAGGUGACCUAUUCAAUUUUGAUAGAUAUGUUUUGCAGAAGAGGAAAACUGGACACUGCACUUAGUUUCAUGGGGAAAAUGAAUGAUGCGGGUUUAAAACCAACUGUUUAUCCAUACAACUCUUUGAUUAACGGGCACUGCAAGUUCGGUGACAUUAGUGCAGCAGAGAAUUUCAUGGCGGAGUUGAUUAAAAAAAAGUUGGAGCCAACAGUGGUAACGUACACAUCAUUGAUGGGUGGAUAUUGCAGCAAAGGGAAAAUACACAAUGCUCUUAGGCUCUAUCAUGAGAUGACAGGGAAAGGUAUUGCGCCGAGUAUCUAUACAUUCACCACGCUUAUAUCGGGUCUUUUUCGUGCUAAGUUUAUCCGUGAUGCAGUAAAACUAUUUAAUGAGAUGGCAGAAUGGAACGUUAAGCCAAACAGAGUGACUUAUAAUGUCAUGAUUGAAGGCUAUUGCGAGGAAGGUGACAUGGCUAAAGCCUUUGAGUUGGAGAAUGAGAUGAUCGAGAAAGGAAUUGUGCCUGAUACCUACACUUUUAGACCGUUGAUACACGGGCUAUGUAUCACAGGUCGAGCUUCGGAAGCUAAAGAGUUUGUGGACGGCCUUCACAAGGGUAACUAUGCACUGAAUGAGAUAUGUUAUACCGCACUCUUACACGGGUUUUGCAGAGAAGGAAGAUUAGUGGAGGCGUUAAGCAUUUGUGAGGAGAUGGUACAAAGAGGAGUGGAUAUGGACCUCGUGUGCUAUGGUGUUCUUAUAGAUGGAAGUUUAAAGCACAAAGAUCGAAAGGUGUUUCUUGGACUGUUAAAGGAGAUGCAUGAUAGAAGACUCAAGCCUGAUGAUGUGAUCUAUACAAGUAUGAUUGAUGCAAAGAGCAAAACCGGAGAUUUCGAGGAAGCAUUUGGGAUAUGGGAUUUGAUGAUAAACGAAGGGUUUGUACCUAAUGAAGUCACUUAUACUGCUGUUAUCAAUGGACUAUGCAAAGCCGGGUUUGUAAAUGAAGCCGAGUUUCUACGUUUAAAAAUGCUGUCUGGCAGUUCUGUUCCCAACCAAGUAACAUACGGUUGUUUUCUCGACAUUCUCACCAAAGGGAAAGGAGACAUGCAGAAAGCUGUGGAGCUCCAUAAUGCGAUUUUGAAAGGGCUUUUAGCAAACACCGCUACAUACAAUAUGUUGAUCCGUGGAUUUUGUAGACAAGGGAGAAUGGAGGAAGCUUCUGAGCUCAUAACAAGGAUGAUAAGUAACGGUGUUUCUCCAGAUUGUAUAACCUACACAACCAUGAUCUAUGAGUUGUGCAGGAAGAACGAUGUGAAGAAAGCAAUUGAGUUAUGGGACUCGAUGACGGAAACUGGUGUAAGGCCCGAUAGAGUAGCAUAUAACAUCCUGAUACACGGUUGUUGUGUGUUGGGGGAAAUGGAGAAGGCCAUUGAGUUGAGGAAUGAGAUGUUGAGACAAGGCUUGAAGCCUAACUCCAAAACAUGUGGAACAACUAUUUCAAAUGACUCUAGUUCGAAAUCCUGA